Plasmodium reichenowi is the source of this 520-nucleotide messenger RNA. RefSeq names its product regulator of chromosome condensation, putative. The record is from RefSeq and is a predicted model, not a curated record. The transcript has a single exon. NCBI's taxonomy places the organism in Eukaryota, Apicomplexa, Aconoidasida, Haemosporida, Plasmodiidae. The annotation marks the transcript as partial.
AUAUUAAUAUGGAUGCAAAGAAAAAUGGAAAGGUAGCCACAAAAAAAGAUGAAAUAAAAAAUAUGAAUAGUUUAAAUAAUAAUUAUUUAAAUAAUUCUUUAGAUUCAUAUGAUCAUUUUAUUUAUUCACCAGAUGAUGUUAUAAACAAUAAUGUUGAUAUGAACAAAGUACAAUUCAAGGAGAAAACUAGAAUUGUUGAUAUAUCGUGUGGUUUAAAUCAUACCUUAUGUUUAGAUGAUAAAAAUAAUGUAUACAGUUUUGGAGAUGAUAGUAAGAUUCAAUUAGGGUUAGGAGAAAGUCGAACAAAUAAAAAUUCUUUAGCUGGAACAAAAUGGAAAGAUCAAAUAAAACUUGGAUAUACAUCUGCAACAAAAAAUGCAACAAAUUAUUCUUUUUAUGAUAGACAUAUACAAAGUAGUCCCCAAAAAAUAAUGAAAAAAAUUAAUGAUAACGAAAUAAUAAAUGAUAUAUAUAAAAUUAAUGCUGGUUCAAAUUUCUCUAUGAUCUUUUCAAAUGAUAA